Messenger RNA from Aureobasidium melanogenum CBS 110374, 840 nucleotides. RefSeq names its product SNase-domain-containing protein. The record is from RefSeq and is a predicted model, not a curated record. Lineage: Eukaryota; Fungi; Ascomycota; Dothideomycetes; Dothideales; Saccotheciaceae. Bases 1 to 840 code for a protein of 279 amino acids. The transcript has a single exon. Gene Ontology annotation, cellular component: mitochondrion; cytoplasm.
AUGCAGUGGCCAGACUGGCUGAAGUGGAAAGACUCCGACAAGGAAAAGAAGAAACCCAUCACCUGGUCCGACUCGCUCAAUGCCACAGACUGGUCACAAUACUCCUCACCUCGCACCAUCCUGCCCACUGCUAUCUUGACCUUCUCCACUCUCGCCCUGAUCCGCAUCUACCGCAGACACCUCCGCCGCGUACCUGAAGCCCAAUACAUCACACCUUCGUACUUUCACAAACGCAGUCUCUACGGCUAUGUUACUCGUGUCGGCGACGGCGACAAUUUCCGCCUGUUUCACACUCCUGGAGGCCGUCUCAUGGGAUGGGGUUGGCUGCCCUCAAGAAAAAUCCAAGAUUGGACACUUAAAGAAUUCAAGGACAAAACUGUCCACGUUCGUAUAGCAGGUGUUGAUGCCCCUGAGACUGCUCAUUUUGGCAACAAAGAACAACCUUUCGGAAAAGAAGCCUUAGAGUGGCUGAGGACUUUAUUGCACAAGCGCUAUGUCAGGGCAUACAUCUACAGACUCGAUCAGUACCAAAGAGUCGUUGCCAGUGUAUCAUAUUGGAAAUGGGGCUUCUGGAAAACAGAUGUUGGUCUCGAGAUGAUCAAGAAUGGCAUGGCUACUGUCUACGAAGCAAAAUUUGGCAGUGAGUUCGGCAACAAAGAAGCAAAAUAUCGCAGAGCCAUGGAAAAGGCUCAGAAAAAUCAGGUUGGCAUGUGGAAGCAUACCCAGCCCAGCUUCAUUGGCAAAUUGAUGGGCCAGAAAGGCGAGAGAUUCGAGUCACCACGAGAAUACAAAACUCGCAUAAGUCUUCUGGACAAGGCCGAAACUGGCCAGAAGAAAUAA